UGCGGCAGAACCAAAAAAAUGUUAUCACCACCGGAUAAACCCAUAAAUCCGACCGAUCUCAACAUCCCAUCAGGCCUGGAAAUCCUCCAGACAUCCGCCUUCUUACUCUCACACAACUCUCUCUCUCUCUCGCCAUGGCUGAAACGGCAGAACUCGAAACUCCCCCAGCGGCUGCAGUGCUGCCCACAGACACCGUCGACCAGAGCGAAACAGAGCAGGAACUGGUUGCCACGGACGACAAUGCUCUCACUCAAGCAACAGAGACCGCCGUGACGGUCAUCGAGACCGAUGGGAACGGGGCGCAAAAGAAAACUAAAAAGAUUAUUCGACGAAAACGACGACCAGCCAGACCGCAGGUCGACCCUGCGACGGUUAAAUCCGAGCCGCCCCCCCAGACAGGAACAGUCUUCAACAUCUGGUAUAACAAGUGGUCUGGCGGUGAUCGCGAGGACAAGUAUCUGUCGAAACAUGCGGCGCCGUCGCGGUGCAAUGUCGCCAAAGAUAGCGGAUACACACGCGCGGAUAAAGUGCCUGGAUCAUACUUUUGUUUGUUUUUUGCUCGUGGGGUCUGUCCUAAGGGCCACGAAUGCGAAUACCUCCACCGACUGCCUACGCUCCACGACCUCUUCAACCCCAACGUAGACUGCUUCGGGCGCGACAAGUUCAACGAUUACCGGGACGACAUGGGUGGCGUGGGUUCAUUCAUGCGCCAGAAUCGCACCCUCUACGUUGGUCGCAUCCACGCCACAGACGACAUCGAGGAAGUCGUAUCCCGCCAUUUCGCCGAAUGGGGCCAGGUUGACCGAAUCCGUGUCUUAACUUCGCGGGGUGUCGCGUUCGUCACAUACACGAACGAAGCCAACGCGCAAUUCGCCAAGGAAGCCAUGGCUCACCAGAGUCUAGACCAUAGUGAAAUUUUGAAUGUGCGCUGGGCGACUGUGGAUCCAAACCCCUUAGCCCAGAAGCGAGAGGCGAGGAGGUUGGAAGAGCAGGCAGCGGAGGCUGUAAGGAGAGCGUUGCCGGCUGAUUUCGUGGCGGAGCUGGAGGGAAGAGACCCCGAGGCGCGGAAGAGGAAGAAGAUCGAGGGGAGCUUCGGGUUACAGGGGUAUGAGCCUCCAGAUGAGGUAUGGUAUACUCGGACAAAGGAGUUGGAGGAUGCAGGGGCCGCGGGCCAAAUUGAGGGGUCGGGUCAAUCACUUAUGAUUGAGCCUGCGGCUGCUGAUAGCGAGGCUGAAACUGGUGGCGGGAUCUUUUCGAGCUCCGCUGUUGCGGCCUUGAGGGGGCUAUCGGGUGGGAAUGUGACGACAAAACAGGCACCAAAAGCUUCUGGUCCCUUAGUGGCGUAUGGAAGCGAUGACGAAAGCGAUUAAUUUACGGGGUUGCAUUAUUACAUUCAGUUAUAUGUAUAAUAUCAGAGAUACCUUUCUUGGCUUCUUAUAUUCUCUCUUCCCCAGCUGCAACGGAGUCGAGGGCCCUGGGUAUAAUAAUAAUACGUAGAAACGCUGAGGGGAGAUGCUAG
Molecule: messenger RNA, 1519 nt
Organism: Aspergillus ochraceoroseus IBT 24754
Lineage: Eukaryota; Fungi; Ascomycota; Eurotiomycetes; Eurotiales; Aspergillaceae
Gene: cwc2
Product: active spliceosome conformation promoter CWC2
Exons: 2
Coding region: 135-1370 (411 amino acids)
Cellular component (GO): U2-type catalytic step 2 spliceosome; U2-type catalytic step 1 spliceosome; Prp19 complex
Molecular function (GO): U6 snRNA binding; metal ion binding; pre-mRNA binding
Source: RefSeq, a predicted model, not a curated record